UGAAAUGAAGGGUGAGCACAUUCACUAGCCCGCUGACGUCAUCGAGGGAGGAUCCGCGCUGGCGAUCUUGAAAGGGAGGAUGCGCUCGCGCUUUGAGCAUCGCUGAGAACGAGCGAGUCGCAUCCACUCAGUCAGAUCUAUAUAAAAGAAAACGUGCUUAAAUCAAAGGAAAUCCCAGAUUUGCACGGAACAUGGCAUCAAAAUGUCCCAAAUGUGACAAAACUGUUUAUUUUGCGGAGAAAGUGACAUCUCUGGGAAAAGACUGGCACAAAUUCUGUCUCAAGUGUGAACGCUGUAGCAAGACCCUAAAUCCAGGAGGACAUGCAGAGCAUGAUGGGAAGCCAUACUGCCACAAGCCAUGCUAUGCUGCCCUCUAUGGACCAAAAGCUGCAAGCUUCAGUUCGUUUUCUGGUCAGCCGAACAUCUGCCCAAGGUGCAACAAAACAGUGUACUUCGCUGAAAAGGUCAGUUCCCUGGGUAAAGACUGGCACAGGCCCUGUCUGCGCUGUGAGAGGUGCAGCAAGACUCUGGCUCCAGGCAGCCAUGCAGAGCACGAUGGCCAGCCAUACUGCCAUAAACCCUGUUACGCUGUUCUCUUUGGGCCAAAAGGAGUGAACACUGGAGGUGUUGGCAGUUACAUAUACGAGGACCCAAACACUGAAAGCCAGUCCUAAGAACCACAACCACACCAGCAGUAUUAUUAGCAACCUUAGGUUUAAGCCUCUUGUCUGCUUCCUUUAAAUUCACUUCCUAUCUUUCUUGAAUCUGCACUGAUCUUGUUCAUCUACAGAGUGCCACUUACAUACUAAUUGUACUAAAAUGAGCUAGUAUUAUUACUUACUAACAGGAAUAUGUGUUUAGCCUUUUUGCUGUAUUUAUAUAUUGUUUAUAUAUUUUUAAGAAUGUACUU
Messenger RNA from Sinocyclocheilus rhinocerous, 910 nucleotides. It is a transcript of the gene crip2l, whose product is annotated as cysteine-rich protein 2-like. The transcript has 7 exons. The record is from RefSeq and is a predicted model, not a curated record. NCBI's taxonomy places the organism in Eukaryota, Metazoa, Chordata, Actinopteri, Cypriniformes, Cyprinidae. The coding region runs from base 192 to 674 and encodes 160 amino acids.